Pelobates fuscus (common spadefoot toad) is the source of this 2473-nucleotide messenger RNA. RefSeq names its product gamma-glutamyltransferase 1 (gene GGT1). Bases 156 to 1871 code for a protein of 571 amino acids. Gene Ontology annotation, molecular function: glutathione gamma-glutamate hydrolase. Gene Ontology annotation, biological process: regulation of inflammatory response; regulation of immune system process; peptide modification. The record is from RefSeq and is a predicted model, not a curated record. The transcript has 13 exons. Gene Ontology annotation, cellular component: plasma membrane. Lineage: Eukaryota; Metazoa; Chordata; Amphibia; Anura; Pelobatidae.
GAGAGUUACAGUUUUGACAUUCUCUGCCUCCUCCCCACUCGGUAAAAUGUAACCAACCUCAGGAUACAUGUAAUGAUCUGCUGUGGGAAGUAUCUUGCCAUUCUUCAACUUCUUCCUCAGUAGAAGGACUUCCAGUCAGUGCUCAGUGAGGAACCAUGCGGAAACUCUUACUGAUAUUUGGACUCUCUAUCCUGCUGGUGUCAAUCGCUCUAUUCUGUGGGCUGUUUUUUGGCCUGCGGUCUCGCCCCUCUCCAACCAGCGAUGUCUAUGGAAGAGCUGCUGUAGCCACUGACUCAAGGACAUGUUCUGAAAUUGGAAGAGAUGUCCUCAAAGAGAGGGGCUCAGCAGUGGAUGCAGCGAUAGCUUCACUACUUUGUACUGGACUCGCUAGCGCACACAGCAUGGGUAUUGGAGGAGGUGUGAUCCUGACAAUAUACAACUCAACAACCGGAAAAACAGAGGUUAUAAAUGCCCGAGAGGUGGCACCGUUAAAUGCCAAUGAAAGCAUGUUUGGAAAUAGCAGUCAGUUGUCUCAGAGAGGAGGACUUUCCAUUGCAGUACCUGGGGAAAUCCGAGGAUAUUAUGAAGCACACAAGCGGCAUGGCAGAUUACCAUGGAAAAGGCUCUUUGAACCAAGCAUUAAGUUGGCACGUGAGGGGUUUAAAGUAGGGUUGGGUCUAUCCCAAGGCCUCACAGCAAGCAAGAUUGCUAUUGAAGGGGACAAGUCACUAUGUGAGGUGUUUUGCAAUGCAGAAGGCAAAGUGUUGGAGCUAGGGGACACUGUGAAGCUACCCAAACUGGCAGAAACACUGCAAACACUGGCGGAUGAGGGUCACGAGUCUUUCUAUACAGGUUCCCUUUCCAAGAAAGUACUGCAAGACAUCAAAGAUGCAGGUGGAAUUAUUACAGAGGAAGAUCUGAGAACCUAUAAAGCAGAAAUCGAUGACAAUCCACUUCGUUACCAACUAGGCGACUACACUUUAGUCACCCCCAAUGCUCCACUGAGUGGUCCAGUUCUGGGUCUCAUGCUCAACAUCCUAAAGGGUUUCAAUUUUACUGAAAAGAGUGUUUUGACGGACAGUGACCUUGGGUUGACAUAUCAUCGCAUUGUAGAAGCUUUUCGAUUUGCCUAUGCCAAAAGAACUUUGCUGGCCGAUCCAAACUUUGUGAAUAUUACAGAGGUGUUAAACAAUAUGACUUCCGAUGCAUAUGCGUCAGAAUUGAGAGGGAAGAUCACAGAUAACACCACCCAUCCAUCAGACUACUAUGAUCCCGUAUUCUAUUUACCAGAAAAUCAUGGCACUGCACACCUGUCCAUCGUGGAUGAGGAUGGUAAUGCAGUCUCUGCCACCAGCACCAUCAACCUAUACUUUGGGUCCCAAGUUCGAUCUAAUGUGACGGGGAUAAUUUAUAAUGAUGAGAUGGAUGAUUUUGGUUCUCCUUUUAUAACCAAUGGAUUUGGAGUCCCUCCUUCUCCUGCAAAUUUUAUUAGACCAGGGAAACGACCCCUCUCUUCUAUGGUCCCUUCUAUUGUGUUGGACAAGAACAAUCAGGUGCACAUGGUGGUUGGAGCCUCCGGAGGCACUAAAAUUACCACCGCAACAGCUCUGGUCAUUAUAAACUCGCUGUGGUUUGGUAAUGAUGUAAAGAAAUCUGUGGAGGAAUCUCGGGUGCACAAUCAGCUUUUCCCCAAUGACACCACCUUAGAGGAAACUAUAAAUCCAGUUAUAGGAAAAGAACUUCUCAAACGUAACCACAAUGUAGUAUAUUCUAAAAGAGCAGGAUCAGUGGUCCAGGCUAUAGUACGAACUGGAAACAAAUGGGCAGCUGCUUGUGAUUCACGGAAGGGAGGAUAUCCAGCAGGCUAUUGAUCCAGGCCUUCAAAUAGUGACUAUGUAACUGGUGCCUCUACUUAUUGACUUUCUACAUCAUUUUACAAUGGAUUGGCUCCAACAAAGUCUUCUUGUUGUAAAUUAACUGGUAUUCCUGCUUCUGUUACAGGGAUUGAUUAUAGGACAAACUUGAACAAGACACAUUUUUCAGGAUCUACUAAAGAAAAACGAACACCAUCCUCUGCACUGACACUCCAUUCCACUAGAGGGGAAAAAAAAACUUAUGUUUGAAAAUGCAUGAAAUAAAUCUGCUCAACAAAGGGACCAAAGAAAACAUCUGGAUAUGGCCAUGGUCCACGACCACAUCUUUCAUGCCCAGGAUAAUUGGAAAUAUCUGAGGUUUCAGCAAAGAAAUAAAUACACUGGGCGAGUGCUGUAGAAGUUGCGCCAAAAUUUAUGCUGUGAAUCUGUGCCUUCUGUAGACUUUUACAAGUGUACCACUCUGUGAGCAGUACUGUAGGGGUGGGUUUUUUUCAUGCUGUUUUGGUGGGUCUACAUAGGGAGCUGAAAGAGCGUUUCCAGCUCAGGUUAAUGAGAAGCUGGCUGCAUUGUCUCUGUCCAAUAAAUUGAUCAUUUCAGUA